CGAUACGAACGUAAAAAGAAAAACGUCAACGACCAAUACGUCAGAUGUUGUGUUAUUGCAUUUUGUUAAAUUAUAAACAAACAAAUUAAAACAGUUUUAACCAUGAUUGGUGUUCGAUCAAGUAACUUUAACGACAGUUCUGGUGAGCCGGAACAGGACGCUAACUCAGCAUUAACUGAACUAGAUAAAGGCCUCCGGUCAGGGAAAGUGGGUGAACAAUGCGAGGCUAUAGUCCGUUUCCCUCGUUUAUUCGAAAAAUAUCCUUUUCCUAUACUCAUAAACUCAUCAUUCCUUAAAUUGGCCGAUGUGUUUCGUAUGGGCAAUAAUUUCCUUCGCCUAUGGGUGCUUCGAGUCUGCCAACAAAGCGAGAAGCAUUUGGACAAGAUUCUGAACGUAGAUGAGUUCUUGAGAAGAGUGUUCAGUGUUCUACAUUCAAAUGAUCCUGUGGCCCGGGCACUGGCCUUGCGGACUCUUGGUGCGGUGGCUGGCAUUAUACCGGAGCGUCAGAAUGUGCAUCACGCGAUACGUAGAGGUCUCGACAGCCAUGAUAAUGUUGAAGUUGAUGCUGCUAUAUAUGCUACAACACGAUUUGCUGAACACUCCAAUGCUUUUGCGGUAGCAAUGUGCAACAAAUUAUGGGAUAUGGUCGAUUGUGAAAGUACUGCUGCGGAGCGCAGAGCUAAACUUGUGAGGGCUCUCAGAACUGUGCAUGGAGGAGCUGUAAGAGCUCAAGGUGUGUUGAAGUUACUCCGCUCCCUACUGGAACGGUUUCCAUCCUCAAGUUCUGUGCGCGCUGCCAUUACCGCACUGACGCACAUCGCAGCCGACACUGUAGUGCAUGUUCCUGAUCAAGUGGAACUCCUACUGAGCAUCGCUAUGAACGACGCUCGCUCGUCUGUACGCCGCGCCGCUCUCCUAGGUCUGCGUAAGCUGGCUGAACAUGCGGCGUUAUGGCCCUCUACUUGUAUCGAGAAGUUGGUGCGGGCCGCCACUGACAGCCAGGAGACUGAGCAUACUAUGCUCUGCUUGCAAGUCAUGCAGAAGCUGGUGGCGUGUCCGGCGGUGUGCGCGGCGGCGGGCGGCGCGGGCGGCUGCGCGGCGCUGCGGCGCUACUGCUGCGAGGCCGCGCUCAGCGCCGACCUGGCGCGCGCCGCCACCGCCGCCAUCGUGCUCACCAGGCUCAUCGUGCACUGCUAUGAAGAGUCUAUUCCCGUGGAGGGAGCGGAAUUGAUGUUGGCCCUGGAAACACUAGUCACCGCGACAGGAGAAGAUAACCCGAACAAUAUCAAACCUUUGAGAGUUGCGCUGCGCUGUUUGGUGCAACUAAGUCGCGCAGAAGCCAGCGUGUACGCAGGUCGUACAGCCUUAGUGGUGGCCCGCCAACUGCAGGCGGGGGGUAACAUUGCGGCCCGCCGGGCCUUGCUAGAAGCCCUGGCUGCACUCGGCGGGGCCGCGCAUCCGGCGCUACUGGCGCCCGCCAUGCCCGCUCUGCACCAUGCGAGAGAGCAGAUGCAACGGUCCAACGCCGUAGAGAAUCCCCCUGACGACGGCACAGCCCUGGUCCUGCUGUGCACGGUCCUGUUCCAGGAGCGCGCGGGCAAGGCCCUCACGCACAGCAUCAGCCCCGCCUGGCAGGACACCAUCCUGGCUACCGUCAGGCCCGCGGACGGCUGGGUGCGGUACCGGGUCGCUAGGGCGGCCUUGAGAUACGGCCACCACAGCCUGGCCGCUACUAUCCUGAAGCGCUUGUCCGAGGAGGCUCCCAGCGAGGCGGCCCAGAGGUGGCUCACUGCGCUGCAUGGCGCUGCUGCUGCUGAUGCGAGGCUAGAGGAAGAAGGCAUCACGGGGCUGGAGGCGGCCAGCUCGGGCUGGGAGGUGUGCAGCGGCUGGGGCGGGGCGGGGGGCGCGGGCGGCGCGGGCGGCGCGGGCUGCGCGGCGGCGUGCGCGGGCUGCGGCGCGUGCUGGCCGCUGCCGGCCGCGUGGCUGCGCGCGCGCGCGCGGGCGCUGGCCGCGCUGGCCGCCGCGCACCACGCCGCGCGCGCGCUCUGCACGCAGCCGCCGCCCGCCAUCGCGCACACGCACGCACAGUCUGCUCGCGACCCCACUCUAAAGGCGGGUGCGUUUGCCACGGCCAUCCGCAAGGCGGCGCGCGCGGUCUCGGCCGUCGCCAACAAGUACGGCGCCAUCGCAAGAACCGCCUUCCACGCUGACGACUCCACGCUAAGACAUCUGCAAAUUUCCCAGCACACAUACGCCCAGCUCGCUCAGUUCCUGGACCGCAUCACGUCCAGCACUCAGGAGCGGCCAGCUGAUCUGGAGACCGUGGACCUCAAGCCCACUACGUUAGAGGAGAUGAUAGCGCUGUCCGCCAGCAAAGCUCUCACUGAGAUAUCUGCGAAACUGUUUGAUAAUCCCACUACUAAUCCGGGGAUUACGCAUCGGCACAUGGACGCGGUGCUGGCGGCGGUGCGCGCGUGCGGGCGCGGCGCGCUGUGGCCGCGCGGCGUGUGCGCGGGGCGCGCGGGCGGCGCGCUGUGCCGCGUGUCGCUGUCGCCGGCGUGGCGGCUGGCGGGCGCCUCGCAGCCCGACCACGCCGCCACGCUGCCGCUCUCGCACCGCCUCGCGCUCAAGCUCGAGGGCGUCGUGCUGCCGCCCAUCCCGCUCAGUAAACGCCAGCGUCAACGUCAAGUUAAAGGCGUCCAGAUCACAGUAACGGCUACUCCACAUCCACGCACUAAUGAAAAGACGGUGGAGCUCACCAACAUCCCGCCGGUCCUGACCGCCGUGCAGACCGUGACCCCGGUCCGCGACUUCUUCUCAGCCCAGCAGUUGGUCAGUGUGAACACGCCCGGCCUGUACACGGUGGCAGUGGAGGCCGCCUUCGUGGAUGAGAAGGCUCAGCUCUGGAACACUGGGCCCAGGACUGCUAUUGUCAUUAAGGCACACGAGGACCCCAGCGUAAAGGGCACAACGACAACAACGCGCGCAAGAUUCUAGCACAGCUAUCAAUGAAAGGAUGGCAACACUUCGAGAUUCUAACGGACUUUAUUUGAAUCUCGAUGAAUAUUCGCCACCUUUCAUUGUGAUAACGAUAAACCUUUUGAAUUUAAUUCUUAAUUAUUUUGGCACUAUAAGGUCAAUAGUAAGUGUUAAGGAAUAAGUAUUUUAGUUUAGCACUAUCCGUAGGUAUAUAUCACUAUUCGGUAAAAGAUUUGACCGUUGCAAGUAAGUCGUAGUUAAUCAGCUUAUUUCAAAUAUAAUAUUUUCUUGAUAAAUCGUUUUUGAAACUUGUAAACAAAAAUUUUGCUUUUGGUUAAUAUUGUUUUGGGAAUAUUACUGUUAGUUUAGUGGAUAGUAACUCUGCCUGCUAAACCGGAGGUCGUGGGAUCGAUCUCACUCUAAACACAUUUUUGGGAUAAGCAUAGAUAUUUGUUCUUUACUUAUAUGUGUAUUAACUAUCUAGUAUCUAUAUAAUAUUAUGUGUGUAUUGAAAGAUAUAUAAGCAUGUUUGAAGUAAAUUCAGCAUAGUUUCUGACCGUGUGCGUAUGUAAAAAAUAUAUUACCAUUAGGUCUAUAUUAAAUCUCUCAUACUGUAACUUCUGUAAUAAAUAAAUUUAAAAUUGCU
Trichoplusia ni (cabbage looper) is the source of this 3625-nucleotide messenger RNA. It is a transcript of the gene INTS7, whose product is annotated as integrator complex subunit 7. Lineage: Eukaryota; Metazoa; Arthropoda; Insecta; Lepidoptera; Noctuidae. Gene Ontology annotation, biological process: snRNA 3'-end processing. The coding region runs from base 103 to 2997 and encodes 964 amino acids. The record is from RefSeq and is a predicted model, not a curated record. The transcript has 17 exons. Gene Ontology annotation, cellular component: integrator complex.